GCUCUCACCCCUCAUCAAUAUCACCCCAUCUCCAGCAACACUACAAGACAUAUUCUCUUGGACUAAGGAAUCAAACAAGAAUGGUGUCCGCCGGGAUGCAGAUGCUGGGCACGGCCCUGGCCAUCAUAGGCUGGGUCAUGGCCAUCGUGGUAUGCGCUCUUCCCAUGUGGAAGGUCACGGCCUUCAUCGGGCAGAACAUUGUGACGGCGCAGACCACCUGGGAGGGAAUCUGGAUGAGCUGUGUGGUUCAGAGCACCGGGCAGAUGCAGUGUAAGGUCUACGACUCCAUGCUGGCCCUCACCUCGGACCUGCAGGCUGCUCGGGCCCUCUGCGUCAUCUGUAUUUUGGUUGGACUGGUGGGAAUCCUGCUGGCCAUGGCUGGUGGAAAGUGCACCAACUGCGUUGAGGACGAAAGCGCCAAGGCCAAGGUUGGCAUCGCGUCCGGCGUCGUCUUCAUCAUCUCUGGCUUGAUGUGUCUCAUUCCAGUCUGCUGGACGGCCAAUGCCAUCAUCCGGGACUUCUACAACCCAGUGGUCAUUAGCUCACAGAAGAUGGAGCUCGGAGCUUCUCUGUACAUCGGUUGGGCCGCAGCCGGAUUGAUGAUCAUCGGAGGAGCCUUGCUCUGCUGUAACUGCCCACCCAAGGACAACUACGCGGCCACGUAUUCGGCAGCCAAGUCAGGACCCAAGGGGUACGUGUGAGAAGAUGCUCGGAGUUCGGACUUCAUGUGGUUAUCAUGGUACGCUGUAUAUUGGUCAGCUGCUACGUGUUCUGCUGUGUUGUAUCAUAAGGUGCCAAGCAAAGAAUGGCCUAACGGGCUGUAACAGGGAGGCAGAGUUGGCCAAAAUUUGGUGUGACACUUUUUCGUUUACAUUUACUUUUGUUAUACAUACAUACAUACAUUGAUUUUCAAUGCUGUAAUGUGUCUUUAGAUUGUGAAUAUUCAUUGAAAGCAGCAUUUCAAAUGUGCAUGAAGCUGUAUUUUAAUCAGAAUAUCAUAACAUACAUAACAUUUCUUUUUGACAUUGUAUAUUUUUUUAAUGUGGUGCAAAUUAUUUGUUCCUCUGCUGUGUUUGACUGUAAAUAAAUGUUUUUUUAAAAGUAAAACACUAAAGUGGUUUCAAAAUGCUGAUGAGAACUUUUAUAUGCAAAGAGUACUGCAAACCAUAUGUUUUGUAAUAGAGCUGGUGAUGUAGACACUUUUUUAUUUGAAUUUUUAAUAGUAAAGGAAGAGGUCACUCUGAACAUCAGUGGAAAUAAAGCAGAUCUCAUGUGUUAAUAAAAGA
Molecule: messenger RNA, 1286 nt
Organism: Colossoma macropomum (tambaqui)
Lineage: Eukaryota; Metazoa; Chordata; Actinopteri; Characiformes; Serrasalmidae
Product: claudin-4-like
Exons: 1
Coding region: 81-701 (206 amino acids)
Biological process (GO): cell adhesion; bicellular tight junction assembly
Cellular component (GO): bicellular tight junction; plasma membrane
Molecular function (GO): structural molecule activity
Source: RefSeq, a predicted model, not a curated record